Molecule: messenger RNA, 1500 nt
Organism: Fonsecaea monophora
Lineage: Eukaryota; Fungi; Ascomycota; Eurotiomycetes; Chaetothyriales; Herpotrichiellaceae
Exons: 1
Coding region: 1-1500 (499 amino acids)
Biological process (GO): polysaccharide biosynthetic process
Cellular component (GO): membrane
Molecular function (GO): acyltransferase activity, transferring groups other than amino-acyl groups
Source: RefSeq, a predicted model, not a curated record
AUGCCGUCGACCCUCGAGCAGGCUAUCCCCCUCCUCGAGGAUCUAGAUAGUCCAUGCGACAGCAACAGUCUUGCACGAAGCGUCCUGGCCAUUCCCGAGCACCGGCUAUCCAAACAAUGGACUCAGUUCUGCCGACUCUGGCUACGACUCCUCGUCAGCCUUCUCCCGAAAUACAUUCAACCCGGUGGUCGCAGUAAGGGCGAACUGCCUCCCACGGCAUACCUCGAUGCUCUGCGCGGGUACGCGGCCUUGAUCGUCUUCUUCUAUCACUCCUUUCCGCUCCCUAGCAUAUGGCUCUUCCAACAAACCUUCUUCCGCGUCUUUUUCCGCGGCGGCCCCGGCAUGGUGGCCGUGUUCUUCGUCAUCUCGGGCUACGUGCUCAGUUACCGCAUGUUGAAAGCGAUCCGCAACAAAGACCCGAUCAAGCUGCUCGACAGCCUUGCGUCCUCGACGUUCCGGCGCUGGUUCCGGCUGUACGGAUCGACCGGGGUGGCGACGUUCGUGGCAAUGGUGCUCACGCAGCUGGGGUGGUUCUGGCCACACGCGUCUGAUCGUAAAGAAACAUUCCUCGAGCAGGUCUGGGACUGGUUCCAGGACUGGCUGGAGUCGAGUGACCCGUUUGCCAACAUCCAAGGCUGGAUCCACGGCUGGGCGUUUCGCUCGAGGUACCUGUACCAGAUGUGGACCAUCCCCGUCGAGUAUCGGGGCAGCAUCGCGCUCUUCGUCUUCUGUGCCGCGGCCUGCAAACUCUCGAGUCGGUCGCGGAUGGUGUUUCUGUGGCUGGUGGUGCUUCUGUCCUACUACUGGCGGGCCGUCUACAUUGCCGAGUUCCUGAUCGGCAUGUUCAUUGCGGACCUGUCGCUAAUUCGACAUCCCGAGCGCCUGGGCCGACGACUGGUCUUACCAACGCCACCAGGUCCUGCUGCUCAGGAACCCAGCAGCAGCAGCAGUAUUGAGAAACCGAUCCCCACCCCGACCUGGCGGCGGUGGCUGUUGGGGCGACGACGACACGGGCUCGCCUCCAAGAUCGGCUGGGGCCUAGUAUCGGCGACGGGCUUCUACCUACUCAGCCAGCCCGACGACCCGGACAGCAACACGGAGCUGCCCGCGCCGUGGCCGACGCUCCUGGGCCUGGUGCCCUCGCAGUAUGGUGAGGCCAUGUACACGUUCUGGGUGAGCAUCGGGGCGGGCCUGCUGGUGCUGGGGCUCGACAACUCACCGAUGCUGCAGACCCCCUUCACGUGGUCCUUCUCGCAGUACCUGGGCGACCUGUCGUUCGGCAUCUACGCCAUGCACAUCAUCGUGCUCGAGAGCCUGUUCAAGCCCAUCCUCAACCCCUGGCGCGAGGUCCACCUGGGCGAGUCGGCCAUUGCGUGUUUCGUCAUUGAAGUCGUGGGCACGGCGGCCGUGAUCUGGGCGGCCGACUAUUUCACGCGCGCGGACAAGUUGGUCGUGCGGUUCGGGCGGUGGAUCGAGGUCAAGACAUUUGAGAAGUGGUAA